CACCAAAGUGCUGUCAUGUCCUCUCUCGGAUCCUCUCUGGUUUCUUGUUUUCCUCCACCAUGCUGGCUCAUGCCCUGCGUAGUUACAAACGCGACGCAUGUAAAUAGAGUGUAAUAUAAAUAUCGCAGAACCGAUAGAAACGUCAUUUUUUUCGCGUUACUUCGAAUCCACUUCAUCAUGACUGAUAAAAGGCAGCACAGUUUGUCGAAAGAAGAAAUAGCGAAGCAGUUUAUGCUGCCGGAGAGGAAAAGCAAAAUCGCAACGUUAUUAAAACAGGACGGUCAAGCGUAUUGUAUCUGCAGGAGCUCCGACAGUUCUCGCUUUAUGAUAGGAUGCGACGCGUGCGAGGAGUGGUACCAUGGUGACUGCAUAAACAUAACUGAAAAAGAUGCGAAGCAUAUAAAACAAUUUUUCUGUGUUCGUUGUAGAGAGGAAGAUCCGACGUUGGUAACGCGAUACAAGCCGCGCAGGACUGACCAAGACGACAGGAAGCACAGGAAGUACAAAGAGAAGGAGAGAGGACAUCGAUACGAGUACGACGCGCCGUGGGGUCCUAGCGUGGAGAAGAAAUCGUCCAAGCGUUGCGGGGAGUGUACAGGGUGCCUACGUACGGAAAAUUGUGGGAAGUGCGACGCUUGCAGGCAUCUGAAGAAAUUCGGGCCUUCCGUGCGAUUGAAGCUCAGGUGUAUUCAACGAACCUGCCGUGUGGUGGGCGAUCCGCUGAAACCUUCCAAGAGUCUCAACAAAGGGGCGAAGUUGACCAAGAGGCGGAGGAGGGAUUCGAGUAACGAGAGGAACGAGUACUUGGAGCCGCCGCGCCACUGCUUCGGGCCCACGUGCACGAAGCAGUCGCGACCCGGUAGCAAGUACUGCUCCGACGAUUGCGGCCUGAAGCUGGCGACGAGCAGAAUCUACCAGGUGCUACCGCAGCGGAUACAGGAGUGGUCGUUGACCGCGUGCAUCGCGGAGCAGAACAACAGGCGCGCCCUGGAGACCGUGAGGAAGCAGCAGCACGACGUCCGCAGGAUACUGCAGGAACUCGAGAAGAGGCACGUCGAGUUGGAUCGUAUUGUCGAACGCGCGAAGCACGCCUCCAUCGAUCCGCAAGCCGAAGUGGACGACAACGACGACACGGAGAGCAGCAUGUAUUGCAUCACGUGCGGCCACGAAGUUCACUCGAGAACCGCCGUUAAACACAUGGAAAAGUGUUUCAAUAAGUACGAAUCGCAAGCGUCCUUCGGAUCGAUCUUCAAGACGCGCAUCGAGGGCCAGGUGAUGUUUUGCGACUUUUACAAUCCCGGGAACAGGACCUAUUGCAAGAGGCUGCGCGUUCUCUGCCCCGAGCACUGCAAGGAUCCGAAAAUCGGCGACACCGAGGUGUGCGGCUGCCCGUUGGUCACGAACGUGUUCGACGCCACGGGCGAGUUCUGUCGCGCGCCCAAGAAGAGCUGCGUGAAGCACUACAUGUGGGAGAAGCUGCGACGGGCGGAGAUCGACAUGGAGAGGGUGCGGCAGUGGCUGAAGAUCGACGAGCUCGUGGAGCAGGAGCGGCAGAUCCGGUCGAACAUGGCGACGCGGGCCGGUGUACUGGCUCUGAUGUUGCACUCCACUUACAAUCACGAGCUAAUGGAACAGAUGACGCACGAGCAGAGCAGGCAACAGCUGCAGGCGAUGGAGGAGGAGCUACAGAGGAGAUACGGGAUGCAUCAGAAGGAACAGUGCAUGGAGUAGCGAUCUCUACUUUGUCAUACUUGACUAAUAUACCAUUACUAGGUUUUUGUAACUUUCAGCUGCACUUACCACUUUUUGUAUUUUCUCUUCUCUUUCUUUUUUUUCUCCGACGGUGAAUGUGUUUCACAAUUAAAGGAUGAAGAACGUAAGAAAGUGCAGCUAAACAAAACGGACUCAGUGUUAGUGUUACUUCGAUAUAAUGUUCGUUUCGAACUGAUUACGCGUAGCACGGUCGAUAGUUUUCCUAACAAUUGUCGAUGUAAUCAAUCGCGGACUGAGAGAACAAAAAAGUUGAAAAGCUACAGAAAGUCGGUAGAGUGAUUGUAAACGUGUAUGUACUGUAAUGUAAUGUGCGUAUAUAUGUAUAUUAUAUUAUGUACCUGUUAAAAUGCUAAGAUAAUUCCACAUGAUAAAUAUGGUUCCUUUAAGUCAUUUUUGGAAUAAAUAUGCACGAAGUCCAAGUA
Molecule: messenger RNA, 2195 nt
Organism: Wasmannia auropunctata (little fire ant)
Lineage: Eukaryota; Metazoa; Arthropoda; Insecta; Hymenoptera; Formicidae
Product: CXXC-type zinc finger protein 1-like
Exons: 6
Coding region: 178-1731 (517 amino acids)
Biological process (GO): positive regulation of DNA-templated transcription
Cellular component (GO): Set1C/COMPASS complex
Molecular function (GO): zinc ion binding; DNA binding
Source: RefSeq, a predicted model, not a curated record